Molecule: messenger RNA, 846 nt
Organism: Paramecium tetraurelia
Lineage: Eukaryota; Ciliophora; Oligohymenophorea; Peniculida; Parameciidae
Exons: 2
Source: RefSeq, a predicted model, not a curated record
AUGAAAGUUUUCAAUAAUCCCCAUUUCCAUUCUAAAGGCAGCUCAUCCAAACCUUCUUCCCUCCAAUCUUCAAGAGUGGGUGGCAGCAAAAUACUAGGCAGUCCCCAAGGACAAGAACAAGACCUCAAUGAGAUGUUACAAUCCCUCAAUCCUACAUAAAUAAUAGCAUAGGAGGAGGAAUCCAAGUUUGAUUUAAUAUAAGAAAUGCAGCAGUUGAAAACUAAAGUAUUAGGUUUACUUAAAAAAUACCAAGUGAUGCUGUAAAAUGAGAAUGCAAAAUAAGUCAAGAUUAAAAUCAAGUCAGAUGUUCAAGAAAUUCAACUUGAAUAUGAUGAUAUCAUAGCCUAAUACCAGAUAGAUCAGAGUCAACUAGAAAUAGAGAACAACAUCCCCACUCUGCAAAAAGAGAAGGAAUUGAACACCUAUUUCAAUCUAGUGGAGGAAUUCUUAGAGCGAUUCUCUCAUCACAAAGCCACCUUGAAUUACUUUUCACUUUUGUAACAAGAGAAAAUGAAUCGAAAUGGAUUGGGCGUGUUUUCUGUUGACCAGGAUGGCAGAUAAUCCAUGUAUGACUUUUAAGAGUCCUUGCCCGAUUUAACUGAUAGCAACAAUUCAGAAAACACUCAUGAAGCUCAAUAGGCUAAGAUAGCCUUAUCAAACUCGCAAAAAUUGAGAAGCCAAAUUAGAAGACGUUUCUUUGACUUAGCAUUGAAAGUGAAGGAAGGCUUGCCCCUUUAUCAUCCAGGCAGAUAGAUCUUGGUUUCUAUUCUUUUUGAAGAUGCAGAAGAGGAAGGGAUUGAUGAAAAUGAAUGGGAAGCAUGGAUUUUGAAAUAAUUAAAUAAGUGA